UAGGUUUUACUGAAAACGAAGAAAAAGAAGGUCAGUUCAGUAGAUCUAUCCAAAACCAAGGGCAUUUCCGUCAACCAAAAAUCACCAGCAAACACACAAGAAAACCGUGAAAGAUGAAAAAAGAUCACACACUCACACACACACUCAUUUCACACACACAAUAAGAUAACCGUUUUCAUGAUUCCAAUAUCUCCAAUUUCAGAUUCCUGAUUCUGAUGAUAUACAGUUUCCAGACGAUGAAUUCCAUUAUUGCAUGCUUGUACGUUUGCUACGUUGAGUUAUCUCUUCAACUAUUUGCUGUCAUUUGUUUGUAUGCACCAACUAUACGCUCAAUUAAAUCCGUAAAUCGUGAUGUACUGAUGCAUCUGUGAAUCUGUGAUUCGUUUAGCUGGUUUAAAAUAUUGGAUAGAUCCGUUGUAUUUUGAGAAGAAGCGGUUGAAUCGGCUGAAUUUGCUUAAUUGAACAUGUUCAUGUGGUUUAAACAAGAGCAAUGAAAAUUGUGGUCAGGUUGCAGAGGUGUUAAUUUUGGAGCUAUUUGGUUAGAACGUUGCAGAUGCGAAAUAUCCUUACUAAAUUUGGUGAAUACGAACGCUUCGGACUGUUUUGAUUCCUUUACAGGGGGUACUACAUUUUUAGAAACACCUUUAGUAGUGAUAAGCUGGUGAAAUUUCAUCAGUCAAAAGGGUCUUUUCCCUGAUUUUGGAGGUAUUCAAUUAAGCUUUUGUUACUGGACAGCUUGCACUUUUCUACUCAUACGUCUUUGAAGAAUCAUAUCCUUGUGGUGGGGACUGAUUGACUCACACAAUAAUGCAGAUUGGGUUUUCAUGUACUUAAAGUUCCGUAUAUACCCGCUGUUCCUCUUUGUAGAAAUGUUUUCGGGUCGGGUGUGUUAAAGUAGUGAUAUUUAAGAGUGGUGCUAUUUUAAUUGGGUUCAAUGAGUAGAGACGAGAAGAUGGUGAAGGUGGAAAAGGGAUCAGAUGCCGCUGAGAAAAUAGUUGUUGCGGUGAAGGCAUCUAAGGAAAUCCCGAAGACCGCUUUGGUUUGGGCUUUGACUCAUGUGGUUCAACCGGGGCAUUGUAUUACAUUGCUUGUGGUCUUGCCUGCACAAAGUUCUGGUAGGAAACUAUGGGGUUUUCCAAGAUUCACCGGGGACUGCGCUAGUGGCCACAGAAAAUCUUAUAUGGGAACAAGUUCAGAACAAAAAAUCGAUCUUACUGAUUCCUGCUCUCAAAUGAUUCUUCAACUUCAUGAUGUUUAUGAUCCUAAUAAGAUAAACGUGAAGAUUAAAAUUGUUUCUGGAUCGCCAUGUGGAGCCGUAGCUGCAGAGGCUAAGAAAAUUCAAGCUAGCUGGGUUGUAUUGGAUAAGAAGCUUAAACAUGAACAAAAGCGAUGUAUGGAAGACUUGCAAUGCAACAUUGUGGUAAUGAAAAAAUCACAGCCGAAAGUUUUACGUCUAAAUUUAGUUGGAUCACCUAAGAAGAACCCUGAAGCCGAUUGUCCACUGCCUUCAACAAAUCAAUCAUCUGAAAAACAAACAAAAAACAAAAACUCAUCUCUCGAUUCCAUUCGUGGGCCUGUUGUUACUCCAACAAGCAGCCCCGAAGUAUUCACCGCAACCGAAGCCGGAACCUCAUCAGUCUCAAGUUCUGAUCCGGGUACUUCACCGUUUUUCAUCCCGGUAACCAACAGUUUGUUAAAAAAGGAUAAGUCAUUAGCCGGAAAAGAAAGUCAGGAUCUUAACGAGUCGAGUUCCGAUUCCGAAAGUGAGCAUUUAUCGUCAACUUCAUCUAGCUUACGGUUUCAACCAUGGAUGGUGGAUAUGAUCACAUCCAGCUGUCAAUCAUUUCAAAUCAAGGAAGAAAGCUCACAACGUUUUACUUCGUUAGAAACUUCUAGAUCACAAGACAUGUUCCGGAGGUUAUCUAAGCUUGAUAGAGAUAGCGAGCACGGAAGCCAUAGAAGCGAUGUGGAUUUUAACGGUAAUGUUCGAGAAGCGAUAGCUUUCUCUAGAAACAUACCGUCGGGCCCACCUCCUUUGUGCACGAUAUGUCAGCAUAAGGCACCAAUAUUUGGAAAACCGCCAAGGUGGUUCAGUUACGCUGAGCUGGAGCUUGCCACUGGAGGAUUCUCUCAAGCUAACUUCUUGGCUGAAGGAGGAUUUGGGUCGGUACAUAGAGGGAUACUUCCGGAUGGUCAGGUAGUUGCGGUCAAACAACAUAAAUUAGCAAGCUCUCAAGGGGAUCAAGAAUUCUGCUCGGAAGUUGAAGUGUUGAGCUGCGCUCAGCAUCGGAAUGUUGUUAUGCUGAUUGGAUUUUGUAUCGAAGACGGAAGGAGGCUGCUUGUUUAUGAAUAUAUAUGCAACGGAUCACUGGAUUCACAUCUUUAUGGACGUCAUCGAGAUCCACUAGAAUGGGCUGCACGACAAAAAAUUGCGGUUGGAGCUGCUCGAGGCUUACGCUAUCUUCACGAAGAAUGCAGAGUUGGUUGCAUUGUUCAUCGUGACAUGCGGCCAAACAACAUCCUAAUCACCCAUGAUUUUGAACCUCUGGUAGGAGAUUUUGGCCUAGCGAGAUGGCAGCCUGAUGGUGAUACCGGAGAAGAAACAAGAGUAAUAGGGACAUUUGGAUACCUGGCUCCUGAGUAUGCACAAAGUGGCCAGAUUACCGAGAAAGCUGACGUGUAUUCCUUCGGAGUUGUACUGGUAGAGCUUGUUACGGGACGAAAAGCAGUGGAUCUUAACAGACCUAAAGGCCAACAAUGCCUCACAGAAUGGGCACGACCAUUGUUGGAAGAAGAUGCCAUUGACGAGUUAAUCGACCCACGGUUAGGGAACGCUUAUUCAGAACAAGAGGUUUAUUGCAUGUUACAAGCGGCUUCUCUAUGCAUUAAACGUGAUCCACAGUUACGCCCGCGCAUGUCACAGGUGUUACGCAUACUAGAAGGGGACAUGAUGAUGGAUUCGAGUAACGAUGUUGGGAACCGGAGUGGUAGGAUUUACAUGGAUCGUCAACUGAGUCCAAUGAGGGAGAUGAUGGAUGGGUUGAGUAGCAAAGUUUCUGUGGACUCGAUGCGGCAUUGGCAAAGAGAAAAGACGAGAAGAACAACAUGCGAUGAUCGAAGGUAAUGAUGCAAAAAACGUAGAGGUCCCAAGUACAGCGUGUCCAACCUUUUUGGUUCAUCGUGUAUGCUUUUGUCCUUGUACAGGACAUGAUUGGUUGGUGUUUUUGUAAUCAUUAUCAUUUUGAAUGAAGAAACAGCUGCACAAAGUGUUGGUGAAUAUAUUCUUUUCUUGAUGUCUUAUGCA
Helianthus annuus (common sunflower) is the source of this 3304-nucleotide messenger RNA. Its product is annotated as inactive protein kinase SELMODRAFT_444075. Gene Ontology annotation, molecular function: protein kinase activity; ATP binding. The record is from RefSeq and is a predicted model, not a curated record. Gene Ontology annotation, biological process: protein phosphorylation. The transcript has 11 exons. Bases 935 to 3124 code for a protein of 729 amino acids. Lineage: Eukaryota; Viridiplantae; Streptophyta; Magnoliopsida; Asterales; Asteraceae.